AUGUCAACACCCUGGGCUAAACCCGAAAUCUGGGAUACUGCAGCAGCAAAAUACAAUGACGCCGUUGGACGUAGUUCCCGAAUUGGCGCAAAGCGGUUGAUAGAACUUUCACCUAUCUCGAGACCAGAUGCGCGUGCCAUCGAUCUCGGCGCUGGCACAGGCUCACUCACUCGCCAACUCGCCGCCUCAUUUCCAAAUUUACCGAUCCUUGGCACAGAUAUAUCACCCGGCAUGCUCGACGCCCUGAUAUCUCUCGAUAAGAAAAAAGGUAGCCAGAUCACUACCCAAGUCGUCGACAUGGCUUCUCCGAUCGGCGGAGAAGCAUCUGAGGGAAAGUUCUCCCACGUUUUUAGUACCAUGGCAAUUCAAGUUCUACCAGAUCCAGCUUCUGACGGAACCCUUGGUCAAUGGGCACGACUUUUGAAACCAGGUGGUGUAAUUGCGAUUGCACUUUGGAAUUUUGAUGAAAACUGCGGACCUCAUGCAAUUUGGAACGAGGCCGCUACGGCAGUAGAUCCGAAUUAUGUUCCUCCACCGAUUUUAACACCCCAGGCAUGGACUGGUUGCGCGGACUUGGAAAAGGGACUGGAAAGAUCGGGGUUCUUGAAUGUGAAAACCGAAGUUGUACAUCUUGGUUUUGACGUUGGAAAGGAGGGGUUUUUGAAGUUCUUCUGGGAGAGUGGGAAUCCGAUGCCGGUCGACAGACAAGGGAGCUUCAAGGGAGAUUUGGACAAGGUCAGGGUCGAGAUGGAGAAGUUUCUGGAGGUAAAGUACGAUAGGGGUACCAGAAUUCCAUUAUCUGCCGCAGUUGGUGUGGGGGAAAAACCGAAAACAGACUGA
Molecule: messenger RNA, 840 nt
Organism: Hymenoscyphus albidus
Lineage: Eukaryota; Fungi; Ascomycota; Leotiomycetes; Helotiales; Helotiaceae
Source: the annotation of a GenBank genome assembly